GGCGCAGCCUGGGUGACGCCUCCGCGCCUGAGGGGACUCGCCGUCAACUCCCCUCCCCUCCCGUCACUUGUCUGGAACUUGAAGAAGUGGGUAUUCUUCUUCCCACCCCAGGCACUGACGGAGCGGCCCCCCGGAGAUUCCAGGACCUGAGCUCCGGGAGCUGGACUCGCAGCGGCCGCGGCAGAGCGAGCGGCGCCGGGAAGCGAGAAGGAGACGCCCGCCGGAGGCCCAGCUGCCCGGGGCAACUCAUAUGGCCGCCGCAUGGCCGCCGCUGCUGCUGGCACUACUGGCGCUGUCCUGGCCACCCCCAGGAACCGGGGACAUCGUCGUGCAGGCGCCCACCCAGGUGCCCGGCUUCUUGGGCGACUCCGUGACGCUGCCCUGCUACCUACAGGUGCCCGGCAUGGAGGAGACUCACGUGUCACAGCUGACUUGGUCGCGGCAUGGUGAAUCCGGCAGCAUGGCCAUCUUCCACCCAACGCAGGGCCCCAAGUAUUCGGAGCCCAAACGGCUGGAAUUCGUGGCCACCAGACUGGGCACGGAGCUGCGGGAUGCCUCGCUGAGGAUGUUCGGGUUGCGCGUCGAGGAUGAAGGCAGCUACACCUGUGUGUUCUUCAUCUUCCCGCAGGGCAAAAGGAGCGUGGAUAUCUGGCUCCGAGUGCUUGCCAAGCCACAGAACACAGCUGAGGUUCAGAAGGUCCAGCUCACUGGAAAGCCAGUGCCCGUGGCCCGCUGCGUCUCCACAGGGGGUCGCCCGCCGGCCCAUAUCACCUGGCACUCAGACCUGGGCGGGAUGCCCAAUACCAGCCAGGCGCCAGGGUUCCUGUCUGGCACAGUCACUGUCACCAGCCUCUGGAUUUUGGUGCCCUCAAGCCAGGUGGACGGCAAGAGUGUGACCUGCAAGGUGGAGCACGAGGGCUUUGAGAAGCCUCAGCUGCUGACUGUGAACCUCACCGUCUACUACCCCCCAGAGGUAUCCUUCUCUGGCUAUGAUAACAACUGGUACCUCAGCCAGAAUGAGGCCACCCUGACCUGCGACGCUCGCAGCAACCCAGAGCCCACAGGCUACAACUGGAGCACGACCAUGGGUCCCCUGCCACCCUUCGCUGUGGCCCAGGGCGCCCAGCUCCUGAUCCGUCCUGUGGACAAACCAAUCAACACAACUUUCAUCUGCAACGUCACCAAUGCCCUAGGAGCUCGCCAGGCAGAACUGACCGUCCAGGUCAAAGAGCGACCUCCCAGUGAGCACUCAGGCAUGUCCAGUAACAUCAUCAUCUUCCUGAUUCUGGGAAUCGUGAUUCUUCUGACCCUCGUGGGGAUCGGGCUUUAUUUCUAUCAGUCCAGAUAUUCCUGUAAGGAGCAUGCCAGCGCCUCGGCUAAUGGGCUUUUAGAGGCCACCUGCGUUCCUCAGCUCAUAGAUCCUUCCUCACAUCACUCCGACUUCUGCUUCCCUCACUACAUCACCUUCUCUGACUCUGAUCCUUCUGCUUCUCGCUUAUAAGAACCCGUGUGAUUACAUUGGGUCUAACCUGGAUAAUCCAGGAUGGUCUCCUCAUCUCAAGAUUCUUAACUAACUACAUAUGUAAAGUCCCUUUUGCCAUGCAAUGUAAUAUAGUCUCAGAUUCAAUGGAUUCUGAGAGGACCGUCUUUGGAGCAGGAGGAGAAGGCAUAUUAUUCUGCCUACCACACUUAAACUUCAUUUAGCUGCCAAGUAAGAAGUGCAUUCAUCCUGGGACAGCUAUGCUGGAGAGGCCACAUGGAGGCACCUCACGCCCCCACUGAGCUCCCAGGCAGCAACCAACACCAGAAGCAAGUCACAGAGUGAGCCAUUUCGGACAUCAUCCCAGCCAAGGCUUCAGGUGACUGUAGUAUAGCCCUGGCCACCAUCUGACCGCAGCUACAUAGAGACCCCAAGCAAGUCCUGUCCAGCAGACCACUUCCCAAAUCCCCCACCCACAAAAUGUGAGUGAACUAGAAGGGAUGUUGUUAAAUAUGGGGGUAAUUGGCUAGUCCACAAUAGUAACCAGAAUUUGGAAUUUUUUUCUUUUUUUCAGUUCUAGACCUUUAAUCUAUACUUGACUUGAAUACAACACUGAGCAUUUUCUUUAAACCUCAGAAGAGGUUAAAAGAAGUUAAAAUUCAGAGAGGAGAAAACUCGAGGAUGAAGAAGUUUCCCUAGACACUCAGCCAACGUCACCGGCUUCAUUUUCCCCUGUCUUGUUAUGAAAGAUUUGGUACACACACAGGAUCUGUAUAAUGGAGUAUGUGCAGUUUACAAAAUGAUAAUGGUACAGGAGGAUUUGUUUUCUAAACCCAAAUAGUGGAGAGAACAAAAUGCAAUGAGGAAGAAGCCUCCAUUUCAGAACCCACAGGCCCUGCCCGACUGCCCACCUGACCAGGUAAUUCGUGGCUUUGCUUUUUGGCAGCAACGCCACCUGGCGGCCAUACCACUCACUGCAGCUCCAGGCACAGGUACACUAUCGCGGUCGCCAGGUAGUGUGCAGGGCUGCCUCUGCUGCAGUGGCUCGGCAGACAGUGCGCCUUUGUCUGCUCAGUGUCUCCUCCAGUCCAUACCAAAAGCACUGUCUCCUCCAGGGUCAAGCUCCCGGGGAGGUAGCUAGGACCAGGUGGGGAUCAGAGUGGGGAAACAGCAGCAGGAUGAGGUGUCCAGAUUCUGCCCCACUACCCAGGACAGUGACUCAGACUCUUCAGGCUGGAACUACAGGCUGCACGGAUUCCUGGUGAGAUGGGGGUUCAACCUGACUUGGAGUGGUCAGGACUAGCCAGUGGGUAUCUGGGGUAGGUGGGCUCUUGGAGAUCUGAAUGAUAAAUGCAAUGGCCAAUCUGCUGUUAGCCGAGGCAAAAGCACAGUACAACUUACUCGGAGGCAGUGGAUCAAUGGGAGUUGUGGGUGGCAUGAAACGGAGGCUGAAUGAGAAGCAAAGAGGCCAAUGCACUGUGCAGUCUACUCCAUUGAGCAUCCAUGCCCUCUGCAGGUGUGAGAACUUUCUAUAUAAAUUAGAAGUAUUGUCUUCAUUAUCAUCA
This is a messenger RNA of Macaca mulatta (Rhesus monkey), 3045 nucleotides long. The record is from RefSeq and is a predicted model, not a curated record. Lineage: Eukaryota; Metazoa; Chordata; Mammalia; Primates; Cercopithecidae.